AUGGGGCCGAGGCGUACGACUGCUACUGCUGCGAAGGCAUCGGGGCAAGAUCCGGAAAGCCCGCGACAUGCCGCAGCUUCAUCCAGCGAGAGAGAUGAGAACCCAGAGGACGGACACUCCCGGUUCGUGGAAUUGGAGAGGAAGGUCUCUUCUCUAGAAUCUGAGAUCACGGUGCUGAAUUCGGAGUUGGACAAAUGUCGGCAGGUGAUUCAGGAGAUGGCUGGCGUAUUCGGAAACGACAGCAUUGCCGAUAUGCGGCGUGACAUGGAGCAGAUGUCCAUUCAGAUUGGACUGCUCCAGCGUGCAGUGGGUAGCACGCCUAUGGUUGCUCACGACCCCGGCGGUAGGCUUCGAAUACCAGAACCGAAGGCCUAUAGCGGUGAGCGUGAUGCGAAGGAGGUCGAGAACUUCCUCUUCGACAUGGAACAGUACUUCCUUGCGGCAGACGUGCGGGACGAGGCAAGGAAGGUUGCGACUGCGACCAUGUACCUAACUGGUGACGCAAAGCUGUGGUGGCGGACCAAGUUUGCGGAAAUCCAGGCUCAUCAAAUACAGCUCGACACGUGGGCUCUUCUACGGGAGGCGAUUAGAGAGCAGUUCUUCCCCGAGAAUGUGGAGUACAAUGCCAGGAGGGCAUUGCGAAAGCUUGAACAUACAGGUUCCGUGCGGGAAUAUGUCAAAGCUUUCUCAGCGCUGAUGCUGAACAUCCGAGACAUGUCGGAGGCGGACAAGCUGUUCACUUUCAUGGAAGGCUUGAAACAGUGGGCGAGAAACGAGUUGCAGAGGCAACGAGUGACUGAUUUGAGUUCGGCUAUCAUCGCGGCCGAACGCCUGGCAGAUUUCAACCAAGAGACUCGGAAGGAUAGGCAAGCGACGCCUGGUCCUGCACAGAAUAAGUCGAAUGGGAUGAAAUCGUUCAGGAAUAUCUUCAACAGAGGUGGGGGAGACCAGAAACCCCACGCUCAGAAUGGCUCACAGGGCAGUUCAGACAGGAACAGGCCCCAGGAGAACAGACAGGGAGCACCCGAGAGGAGGAGAGGGUGUUUCUUCUGCGAUGGUCCGCAUGGGUAUCGCGAUUGCCCGAAGAGACGGGUGUUGAAUGCAUUGGCAACGACCUUUGCCGACAAUGCGUCAUCCUCAAAGAGUGUGGAGCCACAAGCAGAGGCAGGUGGUGAGAAUGACACGGAGGAGGAUGAGGACAACUUGGGGGCCGUAUCCCAAUGGUGCAACACAGUCUCUAUGGUGGCGGCGAAGAGAGUUGUGCCACCCCUUGCGAAAAAGACUGUCCCGGCUCUUACUGUGGAACAGCCGGAACAGAAAGAGGAAGAAGUCCAUCCCCGGAUUCCUAGGAAGAAAGGGUUGAUGUUCGUUGAUGUGAAGAUUCAUGGCAAGCCGAUUCGAGCCAUGAUCGACACUGGAGCCUCUCACAACUACCUUGCGAGCGCCGAAGUGGCGAGACUCGGGCUCGUGCUGGAGAAGGGAGUUGGGCGUGUGAAGGCGAUCAACUCGGCUGCACAACCCCUUGCCGGUGUAGCCAAGUCUGUGCAGAUUAAGGUUGGUGCUUAUGAAGGAAAGACCAAUCUUUCGGUUGUGGUAAUGGACGAUUUCAAGCUUAUCCUUGGGCUUGAAUUUCUACGGGAUACACGCACAGCUGUUCUACCCCAUGUCGACUCGUUGAUGAUGAUGGGAGCGAAACCGUGUGUCAUCCCUACCUUGGCCGGACGUACUGGAGAGAGGAAUUUGUCGGCCAUGCAGUUUGAGAAGGGGCGCAAGCGGAAUGAACCAUCCUACUUGUGCACUCUUUGCCUUGAUGAAAUGGAAGAGGUGUCAGGGCCCAUCCCGGGCGGCAUUAAGAAACUGUUGAUGGAAUUUGAAGACGUGAUGCCAGACGAGCUGCCUCGGAAGCUACCGCCGAAGAGGGCAGUGGAUCACGAGAUUGAGUUGUUGCCUGGCACGAGGCCGCCCGCCAGGGCACCGUACAGAAUGUCGCAACCUGAGCUUGUGGAGCUUAGGAAGCAGUUGAAGGAUAUGUUGGAGAGCGGAAUCAUCAAACCCGCGAAGUCGCCGUAUGGAGCGCCGGUCCUGUUUCAGAAGAAGGCCGACGGCUCCCUACGGAGUAUUGGCCAAGGAACUUACAGUAGCGUGUACAAGGGUCGUGAUCUGCUGCAUAAUAAAGUUGUUGCUCUAAAAAGAGUACGCUUUGAUAAUAUGGAUCCUGAAAGUGUCAAAUUUAUGGCAAGGGAGAUUCUGAUUUUGCGAAAGCUUGAUCACCCAAAUAUAAUUAAACUGGAAGGCUUGGUUACUUCAAGAACAUCUUCUAGUUUAUAUCUCGUCUUUGAAUAUAUGGAGCAUGAUCUCACUGGACUUGCAUCACUUCCAGGCGUUAAGUUUACAGAACCACAGGUGAGUUCUUCAUUGUUCUUCUUGAUUAUGUUUGUUUAUCUUAAAUGCAAUACCAAGUGGGAGAAUCUGGCUAUGGAAUUCGUUCUUAGUUCACAAUCCAUUUGA
Messenger RNA from Sesamum indicum (sesame), 2508 nucleotides. The record is from RefSeq and is a predicted model, not a curated record. Lineage: Eukaryota; Viridiplantae; Streptophyta; Magnoliopsida; Lamiales; Pedaliaceae.